AUGAAGGCUGCCUACACCGCCUAUCGAUGCCUCACCAAAGACCUAGAAGGCUGCGCCAUGAACCCGGAGCUGACAAUGGAAAGUCUGGGCACUUUGCACGGGCCGGCCGGCGGCGGCAGCGGCGGGGGCGGGGGCGGGGGCGGCGGGGGCGGCGGCGGGGGCCCGGGCCAUGAACAGGAGCUGCUGGCCAGCCCCAGCCCCCACCACGCGGGCCGUGGAGCCGCCGGCUCGCUGCGGGGCCCUCCGCCGCCGCCAGCCGCGCACCAGGAGCUGGGCACCGCGGCGGCCGCAGCAGCGGCUGCUUCGCGCUCGGCCAUGGUCACCAGCAUGGCCUCGAUCCUGGACGGCAGUGACUACCGGCCCGAGCUCUCCAUCCCGCUGCACCACGCCAUGAGUAUGUCCUGCGACUCAUCCCCGCCCGGUAUGGGCAUGAGCAACACCUACACUACGCUGACGCCGCUCCAGCCGCUGCCACCCAUCUCCACUGUCUCGGACAAGUUCCACCACCCGCACCCGCACCACCACCCACACCACCAUCACCACCACCACCACCAGCGUCUGUCGGGCAACGUCAGCGGCAGCUUCACCCUCAUGCGCGACGAGCGCGGGCUCCCGGCCAUGAACAACCUUUACAGCCCUUACAAGGAGAUGCCCGGGAUGAGUCAGAGCCUGUCCCCACUGGCUGCCACGCCGCUGGGCAACGGGCUGGGUGGCCUCCACAAUGCACAGCAGAGCCUGCCCAACUACGGUCCGCCGGGCCAUGACAAAAUGCUCAGCCCUAACUUCGACGCGCACCACACUGCCAUGCUGACCCGCGGUGAGCAGCACCUGUCCCGGGGCUUGGGCACCCCGCCCGCGGCCAUGAUGUCGCACCUCAAUGGCCUGCACCACCCUGGCCACACUCAGUCCCAUGGGCCAGUGCUGGCUCCCAGCCGCGAGCGGCCCCCCUCAUCUUCGUCGGGCUCGCAGGUGGCCACGUCUGGCCAGCUGGAGGAGAUCAACACCAAAGAGGUGGCCCAGCGCAUCACCGCCGAGCUGAAGCGCUACAGCAUCCCACAGGCGAUCUUCGCACAGAGGGUGCUAUGCCGGUCUCAGGGGACUCUCUCCGACCUGCUCCGGAAUCCAAAACCGUGGAGUAAACUCAAAUCUGGCAGGGAGACCUUCCGCAGAAUGUGGAAGUGGCUGCAGGAGCCCGAGUUCCAGCGCAUGUCCGCCUUACGCCUGGCAGCAUGCAAACGCAAAGAGCAAGAACCAAACAAAGACAGGAACAAUUCCCAGAAGAAAUCCCGCCUGGUGUUCACCGACCUCCAACGCCGAACCCUCUUUGCCAUCUUUAAGGAGAACAAGCGCCCAUCAAAGGAGAUGCAGAUCACUAUUUCCCAGCAGUUGGGCCUGGAGCUCACCACUGUCAGCAACUUCUUCAUGAACGCCCGGCGCCGCAGCCUGGAAAAGUGGCAAGACGACCUGAGCACAGGGGGCUCCUCAUCCACCCCCAGCACUUGUACCAAAGCAUGA
Castor canadensis (American beaver) is the source of this 1515-nucleotide messenger RNA. It is a transcript of the gene Onecut2, whose product is annotated as one cut homeobox 2. Gene Ontology annotation, molecular function: DNA-binding transcription factor activity, RNA polymerase II-specific; RNA polymerase II cis-regulatory region sequence-specific DNA binding. Lineage: Eukaryota; Metazoa; Chordata; Mammalia; Rodentia; Castoridae. Gene Ontology annotation, cellular component: nucleus. The record is from RefSeq and is a predicted model, not a curated record. Gene Ontology annotation, biological process: regulation of transcription by RNA polymerase II.